AGAGAGAGAACAAGGGGAAUCUCCCAAAUCAGGAGUGGGGAUUGGUUAUAAUAGUAUCCCCACUCCCCAGAUGUAGAGCUCGCCCAUCCUCUAAGUUCCGCUCACCAAGCGACAACUCUUUUUUUGCGCUCUUUAAUUGAAGUGCGAAGUUCGCAUUGACGCAGGCGACGGUUUCCCUUCGUAAAAUGCAACCUUUCCGCGCUUCGCGUCUCCUGCUGAUUCUCCUGAUGCAGAUACCUGUGCAGAGUUCACAGGCUGAACCCAAUCCGAAGGUGCUGUUCCUAGAUCUGUGGAACCGCAGCUUGUGUCACCUGAUGGAGCAGCUGGUGGAGGUGAGCCAGGAGCACCCAGCGACAGGGAUGGGCUACAUCUACCACCCCGCCUGCGUGCCACUCUGGAGGUGUGCCGGUUGCUGUAGCGACGAGAACCUGGAAUGUCACCCCUUGGUCACUCAGAACACCACCAUGCAGUUGUUGAGGAUUUCUCCAUCAGAGAAAAGCUGGCAGUAUGUGGGUCUAUCGUUUACCGAACACCUCCAAUGUGAAUGCAGACCACGCCAGAAGAAACGACAUGACGACAGCUACAGUCAAUCAAUCAUGAAUAGAAGCCGAGGAAGGAAGAAGCGGAAGAGAGCAAAGACCUGUGGCUGGUGUCAGGAGGGGAACGAAUAGCCUGUCUGCAGUCCUGGGGAACACAGGAAUCGACCGGCCCGAGUCAGAUUCAUCACCUUAUGUUUCUACUAAUGCAAAAAAAUAUCUGUAAAGAUUUCGUUCAACAUUUUUUACGUUUUAUUUCUGUUCCUUUAGAUAUUUCCACAGUUGUCACUGUAAAGCUUUUGUUUUACUGUAUUUUUAUUAUUUCUAAUGAUGGUGUAGGCCUAUGCCUUGAUGGAAAAUAAUACAUUUCCAAUGAUGUGUGAGUAAAAACAUAAACCCUUAUGACCAAUAGCCUACAGUUAUUUGAGUUGACUGAUAGCAUUUAGAGGAACUAACAGGAGUUAAAAAUAAACAUAAAUAUGAUGGCAGAAAUCUUCCAUUGGUCCGAAAACAUGAUUCCCCUAUUAUCCGUUGUGUUGAGUUUCCUGUAAUCUCCUGCAUAGGUCACCUUAUCAGUGUGACGCACUCUGUGACAUAAAUAACAUGAAUGAAACUCACUUUUACAUCUUCAGUCACAUUUUUCCUGUUUGGUGCAAAUCACAAAUCACAAACAAGAUGUGGGCAGAUGAUAAAUAACGGUUUUCUAUGUAUACAAUUGUUGGUUGUUUACUUUAGUUAAGGCUUUAUUUAAACUUUACAUAGGCCUAUCUUCAUAUACACCUAACUAAGUGAAGUGUUUAGCCUACAUCAAAUGAACUACGAUUGACCUUUUCCCAUGCAAUGUGAGCUUAUGCUUUUCACUAUCCACACACGUGACAAGUAUCAGAACAUACUACGCCUGUUAUGAACAUAUUUCACUGAAGAACAGCCAACGUGGGCCUCGGGCGCCCGACGUUUAG
Molecule: messenger RNA, 1495 nt
Organism: Gadus chalcogrammus (walleye pollock)
Lineage: Eukaryota; Metazoa; Chordata; Actinopteri; Gadiformes; Gadidae
Product: snake venom vascular endothelial growth factor toxin-like
Exons: 7
Coding region: 186-671 (161 amino acids)
Biological process (GO): positive regulation of protein phosphorylation; positive regulation of mast cell chemotaxis; vascular endothelial growth factor signaling pathway
Cellular component (GO): membrane
Molecular function (GO): growth factor activity; vascular endothelial growth factor receptor binding; chemoattractant activity
Source: RefSeq, a predicted model, not a curated record